Molecule: messenger RNA, 1696 nt
Organism: Cucurbita moschata (crookneck pumpkin)
Lineage: Eukaryota; Viridiplantae; Streptophyta; Magnoliopsida; Cucurbitales; Cucurbitaceae
Product: cytochrome P450 CYP749A22-like
Exons: 5
Coding region: 16-1566 (516 amino acids)
Molecular function (GO): heme binding; oxidoreductase activity, acting on paired donors, with incorporation or reduction of molecular oxygen; iron ion binding
Source: RefSeq, a predicted model, not a curated record
CAAAGAAACGCAACAAUGGAGGAUGUUAUGAGCAAUACGAUCUCUGUGUUCUUAAUUGCAAGUGUUGUUCUUGGGAUCUUCAAGCUUCUUGACAAGCUAUGGUGGACUCCGAUCAAGAUCCAACGGUUCAUGAGGUCGCAGGGGAUUCAAGGGCCUUCUUACAACUUCAUCCAAGGCAACACCAGAGAGAUGUACUCCAAAAGAAUGAUUGCCAUGGCCUCCCCCAUCGACCUUUCGCAUCGGAUUCUCCCUCGGGUUCUUCCUCAUACGCACUCGUGGCUCAACGAUUACGGGAGGAACUUUGUUCAGUGGUUUGGAACAGAUGCUCAUCUGGUCAUUACAGAGCCUGAGAUGAUCAAGGAGGUGCUUAAUGAUCGACAGAAGAACUUCCCCAAAGCCAAACUCCAAGGCCAUGUUCAUAGAAUUUUUGGAAAUGGACUUGUCACUGCCCAGGGUGAACGAUGGGUCAAGUCUCGAAAAAUAGCUCAUUUUGCUUUUCAUGGUGACAAUCUCAAGAACAUGAUCCCCUCAAUGAUAGAGUGUGCAGAGACAAUGGUUGAAGAGUGGAAGCAUCAUGUAGACAAAGAGCUCGAUGUUUUCGAACAUUUUAAGGUUUACACAUUGGAUGUCAUUUCUCAUACAGCUUUUGGAAGCAGUUAUGAACAAGGAAGGAGUUUCUUCCAAAUGCUGCAGAGAGUCUGCGAUCUAUCAGUUAGUAAUGGAUAUAAAGUUCGUCUCCCGAUAAUCAGUAAGAUAUUCAAAUUGAAAGACGAUGUUGAAGGAGAGCGACUCGAAAAGAAAAUGAGAGAAUGCUUCAUAGAGAUCAUAAGGACAAGAGAAGAGAAGUGCAUGAAUGGGGAAGUAGAAGGGUAUGGGAAUGACUUCUUGGGAUUGCUGGUGAAGGCGAAGAACGUGCCUGAGAUGGCACAGAGGUUGUCUGUGGAUGAUAUUGUGGAUGAGUGUAAGACGUUUUACUUUGCUGGGCAUGAGUCCACCAAUGCGUUGCUGGCUUGGACUACGUUUCUGUUGGCGUUGCAUAAGGAAUGGCAAGAGGAAGCAAGAAAGGAAGUCUUCAAGGUUCUUGGUGACAAGAAUCCAACAAUGGAAAGCCUCCCCAAAUUAAGAACGAUGAGUAUGAUCAUCAACGAAUGCCUGAGGCUGUAUCCUCCAGCAAUGACAAUAUCACGCCAAGUGCAGAAGGAAACCAGAUUGGGGAGCUUGGUGCUUCCGAGUCGAAUUCAGGUGACGAUACCGACGCUUGCAGUCCAACACAACACCGAGUUAUGGGGAGAAGAUGCAGAUGUUUUCAAACCAGAAAGAUUUGCAGAAGGGGUCGGGAAAGCCACCGAAACGAACUCAGGUGCAUAUCUCCCGUUCGGGUUGGGGCCUAGAAGCUGCGUCGGGAUGAACUUUGCAUUGAACGAAGCCAAAAUAGCAAUGUCCAUGAUUCUACAACAAUUUUCCUUCACCCUUUCACCUUCCUACGCUCACUCCCCAAUUCAGUUUCUUAUUAUUAAUCCCCAGCAUGGAGUUCAGCUCAUUCUCCAUCAAGUUGAUAUGAAUUAAGACAUCUCAAUCCUAAAUAUUAAUGUCACGUUAAGAAGAAUCAAGCUUUGUUUAUACAACAAAGGCUUCAAUAUACUAUGAGUAGACCUUUAGAUGAUUAGAAAUUAAAUAUGGAUGAUAUUUUAUUAAU